AUGUCACGCCCACUCCGAAGUCCAAUGCGUUGGCCCGCCUUCCCAGAUAUUCCCAUCUACCUCGAAGCUGCCGACGAACGAGCAACCGCAAAGACAUACGGUACAACUCCGACAACUCCUACCACUCCUGAAAUUGCUCCUGGAAUUUUAUCCCAUGGCAGUCCUACACACCUACGACCAGGGCCUGUCCACGUCCCACAACCGAGUCCAAUUGACCCAAGCCCUACCACAACGAUACAAACAUCGAGUGACCGCUCUAUCAUAUGGCCAAUACCUGAGCCACCACCAGAGAUUCAGCAACAGCAACCUCGUCGACCAGCUCUCCGCUUUUUCCCUACAGAGCGGCCGCGAGUUCGUCUCGAUGGCGUUCCAACUUUGCAGAUACCACAGAUCAAUGAGAAGACACCAAUCAGCAGCAUCCACCCAGGCCUGGGCAUUGUCAAUGGUCUCCCUAAGCCGCCAUCCAUUGAGAUAUCACCACCCGAGAAAGAGAAGUCCGACUCUUCACCCAACAUUGCCCAACGGAUAGAAGAGACGCUGUGGAGAUACAGUGCUUCAGGGAACAUCCUAAAGAGGUGGUUGCUGGAAGUCAUCAGUUGGCUCUUCAGCGCAAUCUGCAUGGCUGCCAUCAUAGGCGUCCUUAUCAAAUUCAAAGACGAGCCACUGUCAAAAUGGGUGUUAGCUGAGAAGACUGGCUUGACACUGAACACGUAUAUCUCCAUUCUCUCAAAGAUGGCCGGUGCUGCCCUUAUCCUCCCGGUUUCCGAAGCUCUUGGACAAUUGAAGUGGAGUUGGUUCUUAGAGAAUUCGAAGCAGAUGUGGGACUUCGAGAUCUUCGACAAUGCUUCCAGGGGGCCAUGGGGCUCGCUAUUGCUCUUGAUACGAACCAAAGCAAGAGCGCUGGCAGCACUAGGAGCUAUGAUCAUGCUAUGCUCUUUGGCACUAGACCCUUUCUUCCAGCAAGUCGUUGACUUCCCAGAUCGAUGGAUGGUGCAGAAUGCAUCUAGUGCAAUUCCAAGGGUUAUGACCUACCAACCAUCUUAUCUCAAAUACUUCAUGCUCGGGGAGGAGCAAGGCCAGGUCGAUCAGAGCCUUGUUCCAAUUCUCGAAAAGUAUUUCUAUGAGAAUGGAACACAACCGGUUCCGUUUGGAAACGGAACCCGCCCGGAUAUACCACUUUCAUGUCCGACAAGCAAUUGUACCUGGCCAGAAUAUGAAACACUCGCGGUUUGCAGCAGCUGUGUUGAGGUAUCUAGCCUUCUUAACAUUACCUAUGCUUGCAAAGACAACGCAACGAUCGAUUGGAGCGCCAACUGGACAGGACCCCUACCCAAGGUACCGUAUCCAAACGGUACAGUAUGCGGGCAUUUUUUGAAUGCGACGAGUACUGCACCAAUACUUCUGUCAGGAUACAUUGUCAACGAAACUAAGACAGGGCCUACAAUUGGCGAGGCCUUGCUAGUGCGUACCAUUCCUCUCACCGACUUCGACACAAAGGAGCCUUACUACGGAGUUGGUUCGGUUAAUUUCAAGGAAAUUCGCAACCCCCUCCUUGAUGCCUUGAUCGCGUCUGCAGUCGGUGGUCCAGACAGCGUAUAUGACAGAAAAGCCCCUCUGGUGCAUGAGUGCAUACUCUCGUGGUGCGUCCAGACCAUCAAGUCCUCGUAUGACUGGGGAAGGUAUAGCGAGAACAUCACGUCAACAUUCUUAAAUGUUGAUGUUGAGCCCUUCUCAUGGCCUUGGGAGGUCUUCGAGGCUCAGACCGGUGCGAACCUUGUCUACACGCAGAACAUCACACUUGAACCUCCUGCAUCGGGUGCACAUCGCUCGGACUCAACUGUUUUUAACACCACCUACACAGUAGACAAUACCACGACCUUCAAUGCAAUGGCCAAAUUCGACGACUUUUUCCCUUCGUUCUACACCGCCGAAGAUGCUUCCGCGGAUGCUAUUCUGAGGUUUAAGAAUUAUGCCCGAGGACCAUCGACUCGAAAACUUGACUUUAAUCCAUGGCAAGCACCGAAUAAUCUUUCACGACACAUGGAGAGAUUGGCUGUAGCCUUGACUAACGUUAUAAGAUCUUCCAACAAUAAACAAAUGACCCCGGGCGAAGCGUAUAACAAGGAAAAUUUUGUCUCGGUUCGCUGGGAAUGGCUCACCCUUCCACUCGGGCUUCUUUGUAUAUCUUUCAUAUUCCUUGCCGCCACGGUUGCGAAGUCUGCCGCUGAACGUGAUCGCGUUGGUGUAUGGAAGACAUCAGCGUAUGCUACUCUUCUUUACGGAUUGCCGGAUGAGAUGCAGCAGAAGAUCACUAGAUCAGCAAGCACUGGGACGCCGAGAGCCAAGGCAAAAGAGUUGAAAGUGAAAUUGCAACCCAAUCAAGGGUGGAGAGUAUCUGGGAAUUUGUUUUCCCCCUUCACGACAAAACCCCGGCUAAAUCAGCCCCCUCCCGGCUGGAUAUGA
This is a messenger RNA of Cucurbitaria berberidis CBS 394.84, 2463 nucleotides long. RefSeq lists its product as uncharacterized. The transcript has a single exon. Lineage: Eukaryota; Fungi; Ascomycota; Dothideomycetes; Pleosporales; Cucurbitariaceae. The record is from RefSeq and is a predicted model, not a curated record. The coding region runs from base 1 to 2463 and encodes 820 amino acids.